This is a messenger RNA of Loxodonta africana (African savanna elephant), 4798 nucleotides long. It is a transcript of the gene RBBP5, whose product is annotated as RB binding protein 5, histone lysine methyltransferase complex subunit. Lineage: Eukaryota; Metazoa; Chordata; Mammalia; Proboscidea; Elephantidae. Gene Ontology annotation, cellular component: Set1C/COMPASS complex. The transcript is spliced from 14 exons. Bases 1316 to 2857 code for a protein of 513 amino acids. Gene Ontology annotation, molecular function: protein binding. The record is from RefSeq and is a predicted model, not a curated record.
CUAUGGUUGCGUCUUAGAGAACGCUUUGGUCCUGCAAAGGAAGGAACCCGGAUGGGAGUAGGCUCUGGCUGCAACCUUAGGGGCACGGUUCGGCGAUGGCUCAUUGGGCGCCCCUGGUAGGGAGCAGCAGCACCAGGAGGAAGCCCCGCUCCUGCCCUAGCAGAGUGCAUUGCCUUUCCUGAGGCCACUUUCAGAUUAGUUGUGGAGCGAUAGGGAGAGACUGUGUGUGACUAAGUGAUCGCGAGUAUCGCAGGUGCAGAAGUAGCUCAGAGCAGACAGGACCAGAGUUGCUGGAGAAGUCAGACUUGGGCUGCAGCUUUGAAGACUUGCAAGGGGGUUGGGUACCUGGGCAGCCUCAUUCUUUUUGUAGAAACGUGAAUAUCUAAGGAAGGGAACUUAGAAAUCUUGUAGGAGUAGGUCUCAUUGAACCGAUGAGAAAAGGCUCAGAGGGUAGGGACUUGAAGGCAUACUUGGCACUGGGAUCCAGUUAUCUUAGCUUCGUGUUUCAGGUCCUUAACUACCAGGGAGGAUGUGUAAAACACUGAGGUGUGAACUGCUGAGGCAGUUAGUUGCCGUUUGUCAUUCUCUGGUUGUUUUUUCACCCUUGCCCCGUACCCACCUUGUUUAAAAACUGUAGAUCCUUCUGAGCUUUCAUUAAGUGAUGUUUAGCAUGGUGGCCUAGGGAAAGUUUAGCGUGGUCUGAGAAAGUGUCCAAGAACCUUUAAACGACUUGCUGUCCUCAAUAAUCAAGUUUCUCUUAAAAAAAAAAAAAAAAGUAAAAAGAUGUAUACAAUGUGCUGAUUGUCCAAAGGGCUAGAAAGAUAUUUAAGAAAUGGUUUUUGCCUUUGAGGACCUUUUGUUAAGCAGAGAGAUUAAGGUGAUUCCGUAAAUAGUCGUAAUAUACCACAGAACAUAGUAAGGCCUGUAAGAAGAUUUAGAAGAGGGAAUGAAUAUCUCUGGGGCAGAGGAAGAGAGGCGAUUAGAAAAAAACCCUGUUGAGGAGUUGGUGUUUUAAGUGGGCACUUGAGGGUGGUAAAACAGUGACAGGCUGACUUUGAAGAUACAGGGAGGAUUGCUCACUAGGAAUGUGCUUGAGCCAAGACCCUAGUGAGAAAGUGUCUGGAUACCUAAGAGAUUUUCCUGAUUGGACAAGUUGUGGGUACUGUGAAUAAAGGGAAGGCCCAGAGAUGGGGUUGGUGCCAUCUGUUUCGUGGAAACACUAGAAUACUCAUCUGAGAAGUUCGUGCUUUUUAAGGAAGAGUCAUUCGGGCAGAACUAUCCAGAGGAAGCUGAUGGCACUUUGGACUGUAUCAGCAUGGCCCUGACUUGCACCUUUAACAGGUGGGGCACACUGCUUGCAGUUGGCUGUAAUGAUGGCCGAAUUGUCAUCUGGGAUUUUUUGACAAGAGGAAUUGCUAAAAUAAUCAGUGCACACAUCCAUCCCGUCUGUUCUUUAUGCUGGAGUCGAGAUGGUCAUAAGCUUGUGAGUGCUUCCACGGAUAACAUAGUGUCACAGUGGGAUGUUCUUUCAGGAGACUGUGACCAGAGGUUCCGGUUCCCUUCGCCCAUUUUAAAAGUCCAGUAUCACCCACGAGAUCAGAACAAGGUGCUCGUGUGUCCCAUGAAAUCCGCUCCUGUCAUGUUGACCCUUUCAGAUUCCAAACACGUUGUUCUGCCGGUAGAUGACGACUCCGAUUUGAACGUGGUUGCAUCUUUUGAUAGGCGAGGAGAAUAUAUCUAUACGGGAAAUGCAAAAGGCAAGAUUUUGGUCCUAAAAACAGACUCUCAGGAUCUUGUGGCCUCCUUCAGAGUAACAACUGGAACCAGCAAUACCACAGCCAUUAAGUCCAUAGAGUUUGCCCGGAAGGGGAGUUGCUUUUUAAUUAACACAGCAGAUCGAAUAAUCAGAGUCUAUGAUGGCAGAGAAAUCUUAACCUGUGGGAGAGAUGGAGAACCGGAACCUAUGCAGAAAUUGCAGGACUUGGUGAAUAGGACCCCGUGGAAGAAGUGCUGUUUCUCCGGGGAUGGGGAGUACAUAGUGGCGGGGUCAGCCCGGCAGCACGCCCUGUACAUCUGGGAGAAGAGUAUUGGCAACCUGGUGAAGAUUCUCCAUGGGACCAGGGGAGAGCUCCUCCUGGAUGUGGCUUGGCAUCCUGUUCGACCCAUCAUAGCAUCCAUUUCUAGUGGAGUGGUGUCUAUCUGGGCACAAAAUCAAGUAGAAAAUUGGAGUGCAUUUGCACCAGAUUUCAAGGAAUUGGACGAGAACGUGGAAUAUGAGGAGAGGGAAUCAGAGUUUGAUAUUGAAGAUGAAGAUAAGAGUGAGCCUGAGCAGACAGGAGCUGAUGCUGCCGAGGAUGAAGAAGUGGAUGUCACCAGUGUGGAUCCUAUCGCUGCCUUCUGUAGCAGUGAUGAAGAGCUGGAAGAUUCAAAGGCUCUAUUGUAUUUACCCAUUGCCCCUGAGGUAGAAGACCCGGAAGAAAAUCCUUACGGCCCCCCGCCGGAUGCAGUCCAAACGUCUCUGAUGGACGAAGGGGCUAGUUCAGAGAAGAAGAGGCAGUCUUCAGCAGAUGGGUCCCAGCCACCUAAGAAGAAACCCAAAACAACCAAUAUAGAACUUCAAGGAGUACCAAAUGAUGAAGUCCAUCCACUACUGGGUGUGAAGGGGGAUGGCAAAUCCAAGAAGAAGCAAGCAGGCCGACCUAAAGGAUCAAAAGGUAAAGAGAAAGAUUCUCCAUUUAAACCGAAACUCUACAAAGGGGACAGAGGUUUACCUCUGGAAGGAUCCGCGAAGGGUAGAGUGCAGGCGGAGCUCAGCCAGCCCCUGACAGCAGGGGGAGCAAUCUCAGAACUGUUGUGAAGACCUGUGAAGUUCUUCGUUCUUCCCCACUUUGCCAUCAUGUGGCCUCUGGACACUGUGGUCAAUCAUUUGAGAUUGACUUUAAUUUAAAACAAAGGCCUCUGCCUCCCGCCCAGGAGGUGGAAGGAGUGAAUUUUAUGUUUGAAUGAAGAAGUGAAUUAUGGAAGAAAAGUAUAAGCCCCUUCCCUUCCCUUUCAAGCAUAAGUCCAAAUAGGCUCUCAGGAAUGAGGAUUUGUGAACAUACCACAGAGGAGCUUUGACUCAUUGAAACUUAAUGUUUAGUUAUGUUGCUGGAGAAAAGAUAACUAUGGUUUUUACGCAUCUAACCUAGCAUCAUUGAGACCUGUUAUUUCCUGUCUUCGUUUGCCGUCUCUCCUCAGUGCGUGUCCUGGAGUGACUUGUUUUACUGCCAGUGUCCUAGAGAAACUUGCGCUGGAUAUUUUCUUUCUUCCGUUUUUAACUUUGCACUCCCACCAUAUACGCCUAUGUUUCUGUACUGUGUGCAGAGGAUACACAGCAGAAGAAAGUGCUUCAAAGCUUUCAGAAAGAGAGGAAAGAUAAGACGGCCCCUCUUCCUGCCAUGCCGCAUUUUGCCCAAGAAGCUGGAUUUUUUUCUUGUUUUCCUUUCAUUCUGUGUUUCCCUCUAGCACUGGUUUGUUUGCAUUGAUCAUGGGUUUUGAAGAUAACUAGUUUCAUCUGUCUCCAGCAAAGAAUCAUCAGUAGUUUAUAUUGCACUAUGUAUGCUGGCUUGCAGAGAUAGAAACAAACCAAGGUGUCUCAAAAUAAGCUUUUUUUUUUUUAACUGGGGUGGGGGAAUCUAUGCAAGGACUAAAGUAAAACUGUCCCAAAUCAAAGCAGCAACAACAUAAUUCAAAUCAAAGAUGAAGGUAAAUUUUUUUUUAUCAACCUUUCCUUCCUGUAUCCAUGCUCCCAGUUUCUUACUACAUGUUUUCAGUCACUUCCUUUCUGUGAAAGGUUGCUUAGCUCUCUCUCUUUUUUUUUUUUUUUUUCGCUUUUACUGCUCUUUAUAUGAAAGGUAGCAGAUUGGAUGGACAUGUACCUUAGAUGGUUGAAGUUCCCUGAAAAUCCAGAGUGAAGAAACUGGGUGUGAAAGGGCCUGCUAGCCUCUCUGAGUGGAGCUUUUUUUAGCUGACCGAGAGUUGGUUACCCUGGUGGUCCUUUUAGUAUUUUCAAAGGAGAGUUUAAACACCAUGCAUAUUGUGAAAUCCACAUCAGCUGGCAAGUGCUCCUGUAAGCAGCUGAACAAGUUGAUUGGCUUUGGGAUUUUGGGUAGAAAUCAAGGUGGAACACAUCAGUCGGUCCUAUUCCGUCUUCAGAGCCAGUUCCCUUAGUGGUUGAAGGAGAGAGCUCUCUCUCAGUCAGCUGCAAAACAUCUGUGUUUUUAAAGGCCAUUUUUCCUCCAGUGUCCAUCCUAUAAAUUUGAUGUGAGCUGUACCAGUAGUAGAGAUUGGUAGGUGGCUCACUAGGUGGGUGUUUGUCUUGUGUACAUUAUACCCAUUCCAUUUCUCUCUACACUGAUGCUGCAAGCGUGUGCAAACUGUGAUACCGAGGGUUUCUGUCUUGUUUCUGUGCACGAAGUACCUUGGUUUCCUCUUCCUGUGCAUUUGGAUUUUAUGCUCUGUCCACCUCCUGAACUGGCUACUGAGAAAAGCAGCUGAAGCCUUGUCAGACUGUCUCUGACAGCAGCUCCUAAUAAUUAUUUAUGCUUUGGGUUUUUUUGUUCAGCUCCUGAAGCUUUCUGUCCAUUUCUGUUUGAAUUUCUCGAGUUGUACAAUGUAUGUAUAUCUUCUUCCCCGGUUCCCCCAGCUCCCGUUGGGUUUUUUAAUGUUUGGUAGUUUUGUACAAGAUGAGACUUAGACUUGGGUAUUUCUUGCUGAAGCUUUAAUGCUUUGUAAAUAAAAUUGGAUGUUUAUUAAAGAA